AUACAACGAGAUCUGUCAUUCCUUAUAUUGUUAUCGAUGUCAGGCUACUUCAAGGCAGAUCUUCAUCUGCGUUGCAUCAGAUUGAUUGUCACCAUGCCAUCAUCUCCACUCAGCGCCCUCGCUUGCAACGGCCCUGACAGAAUGCGUCAUCGUCAGUACCGUUCCUCCUUCGCAAGUGGGGCGUUCCUGAAUUUAGCACGCAAGCCCUUUCUCCAUCGUGCCGCAACUGGGGACCGCCGAUCUCUUGUGUGGUGCCCGUUGCAGGCCCAGCGCUGGUGCAGCCGGCCACAACCAGACUCGACAGCUGCCGCCUUGUGGCCUAAGCAAUAUUGCUGCAUGUGCGCACAAGGCAUCCUCGCAGCAUGUCUCAAAACAGUCGUGUGGCCGACAGCACCACCCGCAGUCGACUCGCGACGGCCUCACGAGGUGUCUAGCCCGAAACACGCCAAUGUCGGGACGCCUCUCAAUCCUCCAGGCCUCAUGCCACCACGUUAAAUUGCUGACGAGGAUCCCAGCACAACCAUCGUGGCGCCGCCUAGCUGGUGCUGAGAGCGGCCAACGGCAUCAAACUUACCUCAGCCGCACACCACAG
This is a messenger RNA of Boeremia exigua, 592 nucleotides long. RefSeq lists its product as uncharacterized. The record is from RefSeq and is a predicted model, not a curated record. Lineage: Eukaryota; Fungi; Ascomycota; Dothideomycetes; Pleosporales; Didymellaceae. The coding region runs from base 37 to 495 and encodes 152 amino acids. The transcript has a single exon.